AUGAGCCAAAAUUCAGAUCAACGAGUCAUCAAUAUGUCAGUCAACGUCAAACGUGUAAUAAGUCAGGUAACAGAUCCGGUAACCAUUUCGUGGCACAACAUCAAUGUCUUAAGCAAAUCAUCGGCCGGACUGUUGCCGCGAUUAUUGAAAAGAAAAUCCAAACCAGCGGUUCAUAUACUUAAAAAUGUUAGUGGACAGGCAACUGGUGGUCAAUUGCUUGCAAUAAUGGGUGCCAGCGGUGCGGGUAAGACAACACUGAUGAAUGUGUUGACACAACGAAACCUGGGAACUGUCAAAGUAAAAGGUGCCGUCAAAUUGAAUGGCAAAUUGUCGGAUAUGAAUAGUAUUAAAGCGCUGUCAGCUUACGUACAACAGGACGACCUGUUUAUCGGUACACUUACCGUCAAAGAGAACCUGUCGUUUCAGGCCAGACUCCGGAUGGAUGCGUCGGUUGGCAAAGAGUUUCGCAACAGUCGUGUCAAACAAGUCUUAUUAGAUUUAGGUUUGACAAAAUGUGCCAACACUUUGAUUGGUUCGCCGGAAACUGAAAAAGGCAUUUCUGGAGGCGAAAGAAAACGGUUGGCUUUUGCUUCGGAGUUAUUAAUGAAUCCGUCGAUCAUGUUUUGCGAUGAACCGACCUCUGGGUUGGACUCGUUUAUGGCGCUCAACGUUGUCGAAGUAUUGCACGAUAUGGCACAGUCGGGUCGGACAGUCAUCUGUACAAUACAUCAGCCGUCGUCGGAAGUGUUUGCCAUAUUCAGUCAUCUAUUACUUAUGGCCGAUGGAAGGGUAGCCUAUUUAGGGGAAGCCGAUAGAGCACUAGACUUUUUCUCUGGUCUGGCACUCAACUGUCCCGCAAACUAUAAUCCAUCUGAUUUUUAUAUCAAACAGUUGGCUGUAUUGCCAAAUAGUGAACAACAGUCUAAACAAAAAAUUCAUAGUAUAUGCGAUCAAUUUGCCAACAGUACUUACGCUAGUGAGGCACUACCUAAACAAACUGUCGACACCAAUGGCGAUGAUUUUGAUCGGCUAACCAAACAGGAAAGAGGUUCGGUCUACAAAACCAAUUGGUUCGUACAGUUUUGGGUACUGUUAUGCAGGUCUACCCUAUCGACAAUGCGUGAGCCUAUGCUAACAAAAAUCCGUAUUAUACAAACUAUUGUAAUCUCUAUUGUGUUUGGCCUAAUCUAUUGGCAACUGGAGGUCAAUCAAACUGGUAUAAUGAAUAUAAAUGGUGCCCUAUUUUUGUUGGUUACAAAUAUGAAUUUUUCAAGUGUUUUCGGUGUUGUCAAUACAUUUUGUGCUGAGUUACCUAUUUAUCAUCGUGACCAUAGCAAUGGCAUGUAUCGGGUCAGCGCUUAUUUUUUGUCCAAAACAAUUGCCGAGUUUCCAACAUUUAUACUGAUACCGGUGCUUUUUGUGGCCAUUUUCUAUUAUAUGGCUAAUUUGAACAAUAAUUUUGAACAAUUUUGCUGGUGUGCACUGAUAUGUGUUAUGGUGGCCAACAGUGCCUGUGGCUUCGGUUAUUUUGUAUCAUGCCUGAGCAAAAACAUCAAUAUGGCACUGGCUAUAUCACCGGUGCUUAAUCUACCGUUUAUGUUAUUUGGCGGAUUUUUUCUCAAUAACGAUACUAUACCCGUUUGGUUGAACUGGAUCAAAUAUCUGUCCUGGUUCUACUAUGGUAACGAAGCACUCAUAGUCAACCAGUGGCAACAUAUCGACAAAAUUGACUGUCCCCACAGCAAUACAAACAAAACACUAAUAUCAUCGACAGUAGCCUAUAGUUUACAGGAUAACACUGGCACUCCUCCAUGUGUGCCAAAUGGACGGGCAGUUAUCCGAUCCUUAAACUUCAAUGAAGACUACUUUUCACGAGAUAUAUGUCUAUUGUUGGCACUGAUAGUUGGUUUCAGAUUUGUCGCUUAUGUUAUACUAUGUAUUAAAUCACGUAAUAAACAUUGA
Molecule: messenger RNA, 1962 nt
Organism: Oppia nitens
Lineage: Eukaryota; Metazoa; Arthropoda; Arachnida; Sarcoptiformes; Oppiidae
Product: protein white-like
Exons: 13
Coding region: 1-1962 (653 amino acids)
Biological process (GO): transmembrane transport
Cellular component (GO): plasma membrane
Molecular function (GO): ATP binding; ATP hydrolysis activity; ABC-type transporter activity
Source: RefSeq, a predicted model, not a curated record